AUGUCAGACUUCAUUGUUGACAACGAUAAUAUUGAUGUUUUAAGGGCAAAGAUUCUCAUUAUGGAGAGCACCUAUGUUGAGAACACUAUGACUGUGGAGGAUGCAAGAGAGUACGGGCACACACAUUUAUCUGAGGUUGUUUCUCUGCUAUUUCCUUCAUGCCUGCUGACCCAUUCUUUGACUUUGAUGCUUGUUCUUGUUGCAAUUCUAAUAUAUUUCUGUCAGAUAAUCAGUUAUGCAGACAGAUUUGAGAACAAAGCAAUUCUACUGAUUCACUUUUCAGCUCGAUAUCAAUUAAAUGUAAGUACAUGUAGUUUUUCCCAUAGCAAUGACAAUCAUAUGUCUUCCAGGAUGGUGAGUUCCAAUGGGUAUUCCUAUCUACACUGCUCUAUUAAUUUUUUUUUCUCUCUGACGUAAUCAAGUUAAUGCCUGCUAAUUUUUUUCAGGUUAUUCAAGAUGCCCUAUCUGUAUUGCCGCCACUGUUGGCAGGCCGAGUGUUUGCACUUACUGAAGGUUUCUGAAGUGAAGAGAGAUGACAUCUGAAGUCACAUUUUGUAAGAUGGGUGGAGGCACUUCAGGAUGUUGUAUGAAACCUAUGAACCUUUUAUGUUCAAUCACAAAGCAGAAGUUGCCACACAAUUUGCGACUUCUCUACGUUAUCUGUGAGCUCCCAUGAAAACUUGAGCCAACAUAGUGGAAGCAUGACAACGUGUGUGGAGGGUUUAUUGAUUCUGUCUGCAGUCGCACAGAUUUGCUUGUUUCUUUGGUUUAAUGUAUGUUCCUUUAGUCAUUUUCUUUGUAACAGAAACUAGAGCCGUAUCAUUGGAAAUUUGACAUCAAUUAGCAACUAAAAUAAGUUUGUGUUGCUAUCUCUCAUUCCAUGUGUGGCCUUGGUGAUAAAAAAAAGAAGAAGCUAUCCUUGAAGUGUUAAGGUGGACUGGUUGUGCUAUUUUUGGGAAAUCUAUUUGAACAAGGCUCAGCUGUACCGUCUCUGAAAU
Messenger RNA from Ilex paraguariensis (yerba mate), 998 nucleotides. The record is from the annotation of a GenBank genome assembly. NCBI's taxonomy places the organism in Eukaryota, Viridiplantae, Streptophyta, Magnoliopsida, Aquifoliales, Aquifoliaceae.